CCUACCCUCACCCGCGCUUUAUCCAGGAUGGACUGGACGGAUAUGCAUUUUCGUCAGCUUGCCCGGCUGCUAUCUCGCCGCACAUGGUUGUGGACGGAGAUGGUGGUCGACAAGACCAUUUUGCACACGCAGAACCUGGACAAGUUCCUUUGGUUCCCCCCCGAGCAGCGACCUCUUGUACUGCAGCUGGGGGGCUCGGACCCAGCCACGCUGGCGGCGGCGGCGGCACGGGCGGUGGAGUACGGCUACGACGAAAUCAACCUCAAUUGCGGUUGCCCCAGUGACCGAGUGGCGAGUGCGGGGUGUUUCGGAGCGGCCCUCAUGAUGCGGCCGCACCUGGUUGCCCGCUGUACGGCAGCGAUGGCGGAGGCGAUGAAGGGGGAUUUGCGUUUGGUCAUGAUGACCUGCUACCCUGGUGGGAGGUACCUGGGUGCCAUUUUUUCCGUACGAUGCUGUACGAUUCUGACAGCCCGGUCACCUCCUCCCCUCCCCCCGGGUGUACGGCCCCCCUGGGUCGUACAGGGUUUGUCCCCGCAUCAGAACCGCACCGUACCGCCUUUGCGGCACCAGUGGGCUUGGGCCCUCGCUCGGGACUUCCCGCAUCUGCAGUUCUCCCUCAACGGGGGAGUGUUGAACUGCCACGAGGCGCGGUUUCAGGGUUUGUCGGUUGGCGGCAACGGUGGCGGCAUUGUGGGUGUCAUGAUUGGCCGCGGCGCGUACAAUGACCCAUGGGGCUGCCUAGCAGACGCCGACCGUGCAGUGUACGGCGAGCCGUACAACCCGGCACCAUCGCGACGCUGGGUCAUCGAACGAUAUCGGGAAUACGCGGAGUCAAUGGUCGGCAGGUACCCCGACGGCCACGCCGACCCGUCCAUCCGCACCCUCAUGCGACCCCUGCUCAACCUCUUCCACGGGGAACCCGGGUGCAAGCGCUGGAAGAACGAAGUGGACGAACUGCUG
Volvox carteri f. nagariensis is the source of this 960-nucleotide messenger RNA. RefSeq lists its product as uncharacterized. Gene Ontology annotation, biological process: tRNA dihydrouridine synthesis. The annotation marks the transcript as partial. The record is from RefSeq and is a predicted model, not a curated record. Lineage: Eukaryota; Viridiplantae; Chlorophyta; Chlorophyceae; Chlamydomonadales; Volvocaceae. The transcript is spliced from 8 exons. Gene Ontology annotation, molecular function: tRNA dihydrouridine synthase activity; flavin adenine dinucleotide binding.